Messenger RNA from Microtus oregoni (creeping vole), 1185 nucleotides. RefSeq names its product ribosomal RNA processing 15 homolog (gene Rrp15). Gene Ontology annotation, biological process: maturation of LSU-rRNA; maturation of 5.8S rRNA. The transcript has 5 exons. The coding region runs from base 27 to 872 and encodes 281 amino acids. Lineage: Eukaryota; Metazoa; Chordata; Mammalia; Rodentia; Cricetidae. The record is from RefSeq and is a predicted model, not a curated record. Gene Ontology annotation, cellular component: preribosome, large subunit precursor.
UCAGACGGCACUUCCGGCGGGUCAAGAUGGCUGCGACCAUUCAAGACUCACGUGUGAGCGCGGGGAAAAAGCUGAAGCGUUCCUUGAAGAAGAAGCGAAAGAUGAAGCUGGUAGCCAAGGCUGAAAUCUCGAAUCUGGAAGAUGAGCUCAAAGACUCUUCUGACGGGGAAGGUUCAGUAGAAAGCUGUGACGCAGAAAUGGGCCAGUCCUCAGAUGAUGGCGCUGCAGAAGCCGACAGCGAGGACAAUGUGGAGUCCUGUGAGGAGGAAAAUGAAGAUGCUGCAGAGCCAAGUGCUGGGACUAAUUCUGGCUGGGCAGAUGCCAUGGCCAAAAUCCUUAACAAAAAGACUCCUAAAAGUAAACCCACCAUCCUCACCAAAAACAAAGAGCUGGAGAAGGAGAAGGAGAAGCUAAAGCAGGAGAGGUUGGAGAAAAGGAAGCAGCUUGAUAAGAAGCGGGAGUGGGAGAUGCUGUGCAGAGUGAAGCCAGAUGUUGUCCAAGACAAAGAGACAGAGAGGAACCUUCAGAGGAUUGCAACGAGGGGUGUGGUGCAGUUAUUCAAUGCUGUUCAGAAACACCAAAAGAAUGUUGGUGAAAAGGUUAAGGAAGCAGGAGGCUCCAUCAGGAAGCAAGCUAAGUUGAUGUCAACUGUUUCCAAGAAGGAUUUCAUCAGUGUUCUUCGAGGAAUGGAUGGUACAAAUGAGAACAGUUCUGCUGGGAAGAACCCCAAAGCCAGACAGACUGAAGCGAAAUCAGAAGAGGGCCCAGGGUGGAAGAUUCUGCGAGAUGAUUUCAUGAUGGGAGCCAGUAUGAAGGACUGGGACAAAGAGAGCGAUGAACCUGCUGGCGGCAGGGCAGGAACCCUUGACUGAGCAGACUGGGAGCCUCCAACUCUACUCCAAAGACGCGGCCUCUGACUGUUGGGAGCCAGGAGGCCGUUAUGAAGUACCCAGAUUCCUGAGAACCCCUGCUUCAGUGCCUCCUGAGGUGCAAACUACUAAAAUUGUGUUGGUACUACUUACGUAACUUUGAGGAUUUUCCAAAGUAUUUGUACAAAGUCAUCUUCUGCUUUUCUGAGCAGUGAUGUGCGCUUCUCCAGGACCCUCCACGUGAACACGCACUGAUCACGCACCAGGGUUUCCAAAGUACAGUCCUACCUGUGAUUAAAGUGAGGUUGAUGUCAGA